AUGAAUGUGUCGGAAGCGUGUGCAGUGGAAAGUCUCGACCGACGGUGGUACCUGGUCGCCGUGUGCGGGACCGCCCUUUCCGUCCUAUCCAUUGUCUCCAAUAUGCUCAUUUCAAAGGUAUCCUUCUGGAAUUCUCUCACUAUCUUCAACUUUAAAGAACUCUUUCAGGUGCUGCUUGCCUCCAAACACACUCACUUCUACUUCCUGGCCUUGCUCGCACUUUCCGACUGCUUUCUCUCACUCAACUACGGCCCGGUGAUAGCAAUGGAUAUCAUCAAAGACCGUGUGAAACUAAUAUGGCUCACGAACCUCUAUCUGCAGUACGUGGGACCGCUUCUGGCGCUCUGUCAGACGUCGAUGACGUUCUCCUGCUACCUCAUCAUCUUGGCGACCAUCGAGAGAUAUCUGAUCACGCUCCGAGCAAAGUGCUUGGGAACGUUCCGACAGUGCAGAGGCCUCUCCGCCUUCUGCAUGUUCAUUCUUGCACUUUUGCUUCGUGCUCCGAUCAUAUUCGAGAUGCAGAUCGAACAGAACGAGCAGUGCAUCGGAGAGAUCAGCGAGUAUUAUCUGAAUUUGUCGCCGAUUGUGUACGACUUCUGGUAUGGAACAGUCUACAGGUUCUACAUAAGGUAGGUCUCGUUUGUGCUCCCUCUCUUUAUGUUGAUCGUUCAGAAACAUCAUGACUGUCCUGGUUCCUUUCGCUCUUCUGGCUAUUCUCAACUACAAGAUUGUGAAGAUUCUGAGAAUGCAGCAGAGAUCCGCUCAAAUGUUCCGAUUUCUCUCCAGUGACCACAAGGUAAGGCAUCUAUUGGAUCUCCAAAAUAACAUAAGUUUGCAGACGAAAAUCCGCUCGGCGACUAUUCUGAUGGUGUGCAUCGUGUUCUCGUAUCUGCUCGCUAACAUUCUGAAUGUCGGCGUGACUCUGUGGGAAUAUGUGGCCUUCCAAUCUACACAGACCGGAGAAGCUUAUGCCGUAAGACUCACAUUUCUCAUGACGUGGCAAUACCUUUUAUCAUAUUUCAGUUCUACGAAACAUGCACCGACGUCACAUCGGUUCUGUACAUCCUGGUCUGCGCGACGCGUCUGUUCGUGUACUACAUGUUCAAUCAGGAGAUUCGGGAGGCCAUCAAACCGCUCGUCUGCCACAGCGCCAGUGCUCCUCGCAAGCAGGACUAUGUGACUGUCACCCGCAGUUUGUGAGUUUUCAUCUACUUUCCAACCAACUAUUUCGAUCCCAACUUUCCUUGAAUAUGGAAUCUCGAAUCUAGCAGCUGUGACGCUCAAUUUCAGGCAAUCCAUGCCGUUGGCGGUAGUGGGCGCUCUUUCGUUGCUCGGUCCCAAUCAGACCGACGUCGUAGGUUCAGCCAGAAACCAAAAGUAGGGAACUCUCCGACUGCAUGAGAACUGUCUCUCUCUCUCUCUCUCUGACUACUUCCUUUAUGAUCCUAUCUCCCUCCUAACUCGCUUCUUUCCUCACCUAGGUUCUUCUUUUUCAUUCACAACACCUCUUUUAUCACGAACACUUCACUUUUUCUCUCAAUCGAUCACUCUUUCAGCGAUUCGUCUCGUCAGAUCGGAACUGAAAUCGACGCCGUCGCCAUUGCGAUCGCACGAAGACUGCUGUCGAACGAACUGGUGUUCACGAGCGGAGGAAGCAAAGAAACGACCGACUCGUUCGUCAUCUCAAAUCAGCACGCGACGGAUGCGGACGACGACGACGACGAGGACGAAGACGACGACGAGAUUCCGCACAUGGUCUAG
This is a messenger RNA of Caenorhabditis sp. 36 PRJEB53466, 1761 nucleotides long. Lineage: Eukaryota; Metazoa; Nematoda; Chromadorea; Rhabditida; Rhabditidae. The record is from the annotation of a GenBank genome assembly.